UCGUUCACAUAGAUUGGGGUCUGGCCUUCAGCAAUGCUUAAGGCCUAUCGCAUAAACCAAUACAAUCCUUGGCGUUAGGCAAUUUUCCUACAAACGCCGUUCCCGAAGCCACUUCUCCAUGGCUCGGAAGAAGACGGCAAGCACAAUGGUCGCGGCAGCCCUGCGCAAAGUCUGCGAUGCACUGGAGCAGGUUUUCACCAAAUUCUCUAUGGACACGUUCAAGGGCCUACGUGUUAAGCAACUCCCGGCCGUUGUGCUUGUCGUUGCGUCCCCGACGUCCUCGGAGAUCGAGUGCCACGAUUGGGGCUGGAUGAGCGAUCGUCGGCUUAUGCCACACGUCGAGCACUUGCUGAAGAACGCGUACGCUGUGAGGCAGCUGCAGGCACCUGCACCGCAGGUCCGAGUCAAAGCUCGGAAACAGCAAUCAGACGACAUCCAGCGUCCCGAGGCGGAAUCUUACUUCGUAAGGAAUCUAGGGCGAUUGGCCUGGCAGAUGGUCCUAGAGCCCGCCCUGCAGAACACGUUCGGCACUGCGGCGCAGUACGUGCCGCAUAUGUGCAAUAAGGGGGUCACCAAGGACCUGUCAGCCAGGCAGAUUGGAAGCUGGGCGCCUACUGUGGAUCUACGGAAGGAACUGUGCUUGCAGCUGAUUGCAUGGGCAGAGUCACGUGACGAGCGGUAUGCCGCCAAGGUGGCAGAGCUGCGAGCCACGAGGGAGGAACUGACGCGGAGUUUUGAGGAAGGGAAGCAGGAAGGGAAGCAGGCAGCCAAGCGGGCAGGGGCACGCAGCAUGGCAGCUGAUUUGCUGGAUGGGGACCUCAGUGAUGCAGAGGGCCUUGAGGAGGAUGUGGUCGACGUGGGCGGCAGAAACGGGCAGACCUGCCACAGAGCAGGGACAUCGGCGGUCGACCAGCAGCAGCUGCAGUGUGCCUUUGAGCGUUUCAACACGCGGAAAAAGAAAGAAGGCAUGUCCGAACUGAGGGCUGCGCUAGCGGAGAUGGGUGUGAGGCUGAGCCGGAAGGAGUUGGGUGCAGCACUCAAGACUGCAGGGUUAUCAUGGGGCCAGCCGACACCGCAGCAGAUGACUGAGGCCUUUCAGCAGUUCGAUCAGCUUCGUGAGAUGUUCGGUGAGGAGGAAGCCAUUGGCAUGGUAACCGGCAUGGCUGGCUUCAAGACAACAGUCGCGACACGCAAGAAGCUUGUUGAUGCUGGGCUAUUGGAGGCACGCAAGCGUGGUCGGCCUGGAUGGGGGCUGAGGUCUGGUCAUGCAGUCAGCGCCGUCAGCACUGAUGAUGACGGGGCAUCGUAUUCGAGCACAGGAGAGGACGGGGCUGGAAGCACUUGCAGCAGUCAGAGUGGUGGCGCCGAUGACCUGGACCCUGAUGCACCCUGUGUGGUGGCAGAAGCGGUGGCGGCAGAAACAGUGGCGGCCAAGGUGGCGGCGGCCAAGGUGGCGGCGGCCAAAGUGGCGGCGGCCAAAGCAGCGGCAGCCAAAGUGGCGACGGGCAAAGUGGCGACGGGCAAAAUGGUGGCGGCCAAAGUGGCGAUGGGCAAAAUGGUGGCGGCGGCCAAAGUGGCGGCGGCCAAAGUGGCAGCGGCCAAGCGGGCGGCGGCCAAAGUGGCGGCGGCCAAGCAGGCAGCGGCCAAAGUGGCGGCGGCCAGGCAGGCGGCAGCGGCGGUGAUGGGACUUUGAGAAGUGAGAUGACACGGCUUCUGCUGCCCACUCACACCGUGCUGGGCCCUGGUGGCAAUGGAAUGAUGUGGUCGCUGCCGCAUAUCCAUGCCGUGUUGGGUCUUGGUGCGAGUGGUGGAAGUCACCGCGGCAGAAGCAGUGGUGGUGUAAGUGGCUGCUGUGGAAGUGGUGGUGGUGGAAGCGGUGGCGACGGUAGCAGUGGUGGCAGAAGAAGUGGUGUUGGAAGAAGUGGAAGCGGUAUCGGCAGUGGCAAUGGGGCCUUAGGAGGCGAGCUACCGCAGCUGCAGCCGCACCUGCAUGCUAUGUUCAGCCCUAACAGCAGCAGUGGUGGGGGGAUGGGAGGCGGUGGAGCAGGUGGAAGGGGCGGCAUUGGUGGGACUUUAUGGGGUGAGCAGGUGCAAGUGCCAUGCAUGCUUAGUGCAUGCAACGGUGGUGAUGGGGCCUCAGGAGCCCAGACGGCCCAGUUGCCGCCGUCUAUGCAUGCCAUAUUUGGCUCAAAUACCCGAGGGGGAAGCAGCAGCAGUGGUGCCGGUAGAGGACGAUUGGGCAAUGGCGGGAAACGGGCCGCAUCUGAUCAGGGACGAGGGAGGGCGAAUAAGGGUGGCAGGCUUGCAGCAAUCCUGGAGUCACUAAAAUUAACGGAAGAUGCAGUGUUGGUUUCACUGCACUGCGGCAACGAGAUUGGUAUGACACAGGUUCCAACGUUGGGAUACUGACACCAUGUCCGUGGCGGCAGAACAUUGAGCCCGUGCUGAAAAGUCAUUGCAGGGGACGCGGCCACCCUAGGAUAUAACCGAAUUGCAUUGGUAUUCUAAUGUCAUGAAGGUCGUUGUGUCAAAUUUUCAGGGCGAUUGGAGGGGGUCGACUUCGGAGGUACCGGGUUUCGCAUGGCAUUUGGAUUCUCGAGUGUGGCCAGAAGGGGAGGUUCGAAGAGUUGAGGUUGUCCCUUCCAAGCCAAAAUUUCUGUUUGUAACCUUUGUUGCUGAUUGAAAAGGCCUGUAUAAAAUUUUCAGGACGCGGGCUGCUUGGCAGAAAUCCAUGUCGAGAUAUGUCGCCAUGUCCGUAUGCCAUGGCCAAGGUCGACCGUUGACACUCAACUCUGACACUAGUCAAGUUAGACAUUGAAAACGAAAUGACGCCC
Messenger RNA from Volvox carteri f. nagariensis, 2834 nucleotides. RefSeq lists its product as uncharacterized. The coding region runs from base 119 to 1693 and encodes 524 amino acids. The transcript has 11 exons. Lineage: Eukaryota; Viridiplantae; Chlorophyta; Chlorophyceae; Chlamydomonadales; Volvocaceae. The record is from RefSeq and is a predicted model, not a curated record.